Molecule: messenger RNA, 4031 nt
Organism: Egretta garzetta (little egret)
Lineage: Eukaryota; Metazoa; Chordata; Aves; Pelecaniformes; Ardeidae
Gene: GCNA
Product: germ cell nuclear acidic peptidase
Exons: 9
Coding region: 848-2074 (408 amino acids)
Cellular component (GO): nucleus
Source: RefSeq, a predicted model, not a curated record
UCGUGUCCUGUGUUGUUUUUAUUGAUCGCAUCUAAAUAUAAGUUUAGGUUACGCCUUCAAUUGUUUUAUGAAAUUGGUAGGUGUUAGCAAGCAUCGGAAUUCUAGUCUUUAAGGCUUGGGUAACUAAUCAAAAGAAAAUGGCUUCAUAUUUUUAAGCAAUUGGGUAGUGUAUCUUUCAAGCUCUUAAUGUUUGCUUUCUUGUCAGAAAAUGAAAUAACUUUGUAAGAGUAUUAUGGCUUGCCUCUAUAUUUGCGUAAGAACUGCAGUCCAAGUGGUAAUACCUCCAUUCUGUGUCUUAAAAUAGCUUUCUGAAAGGUACUGCAGUUUGCUGAAUAUUUAUGGCAACUACAUUAAAGUGUACUUUAUGUGAAAGCAGCUUGUUUCUCAUUGUUGCAUGUUUUGAGGUUUCGGGCUUAAUAAAAUACACCUUUCUCUGCCUGAUCAUUUACCAUGCAUAAGAUGAGAAACAAGCUUUCUAUCCCUUCUGAUUUCUCAUACCCAACUUGAACUUAAAACAAUGUAAUGUCCUAAGCCUGUGUGUCCAAACAGUUCAGUCUUUCACAUUUUGACAGUGAUUGAUUGCUACUUGAGUAUUGAACAUACAUGGUUGUUACAAAUUUUAAUAUACAAGCUUUAAUAUUUCUAUUUUAAAUAAUUUAAAAUAACUCAGCCUGAGAUGUUUAGUGGUUUUUCAGUAUAUAACUGGUUCUUGGUAUUCACAGGUAUUUCAGACUAGUAGAGAUGCAGAUCUUCUUGCUGUGGCCCUGAUGUUCUUGAUACUAUUCUGCAUUUCAUUUUUUGCAGCUAUGCCCUAUACUUCUCUUCCAGCAGUGAUGAUGAAUUUGAAAUGUUUUUAGCUAGAAUGAAAACUCCUAAAUCUCUUACUAAAAAGGUGGAUGCAAGUUUGAAGGACUUAAUUGAUGACUCGGAUGAUUUCUUCUUGAACUUUAAAGUGAGAAACAGCACAACAAAGAAUGCACAGAAGGAUAUUCAGACCCCAAAAAAGCUGAUGACUUCUGGAAAGAAAACCACUUGCUGCCAAGAAUUGCAGUAUCCAGAGGCUUCAAGUGAUAUUGAAGACACUGUCUUUGUAGAAAGUUCGUGGCAUGACUACCAAAAAGGGGGAGUGAAAGACUUGAAAGAGAGUCCGAGGUGCAUAAAGCUCCUAUCUCCACAAAAUCUGAAAGGGUCAAUUUCCAGAGGCAGUCCAGACUUGGUUGUUAGAAGGAAAGAAAGAAACUGUGAAGAGAGUACAGAAAAUAAAGUGCCAACUGUGGCACUACGACACAGUACAGGGGAAGAAUCAGAUACCUCAGAUGAUGAAUUUGAAUCAUUAAUAGAACGGAUAAGGAAACAAAGUAUACCCCAAAACCCAAUCUUAAGCACAAGUAAAACUGUCUACCAGCCAAGAACAAUAGAAAACAUCAAGCCACCCUGUGAAGAUGCCCAGUCCUUGAAAGGGGAGGGAGUCAAGACACAAAGCUCCAUUUCACUUCAAGAAACACCUAGGAUAACAGCUUCUGCAAGAAUUCCUAGGAAUGAAUUGGUCAGUUGCUCACAGUCAGCAAAGACAGAGACAAAGCCUAGAGUGUGCUCAGUACCUGGCUGUUUCUUGCAAGAUCUCUCAAAUCCGGCUUCCCACUAUGUGAAGUAUUUCAAGAAAAAUAAAGAGGAUCUGGCACAGAAGCUCUACUGUCUGUACAAUAGUACUAUCUUUGAGCACAAGUUACCAGAGAAAAUGGUAAUAAUCUGGAAUAAGAAAAUGAGAAAAACAGCAGGAUAUUGUCUAACUGGACAGACAGAAGGUUCUGAAGCAAAGCGUUAUGCUCGCAUAGAACUUUCUGAGAAAGUUUGUGACUCUGCAGAUCGUCUUCGAGACACGCUAGUUCAUGAGGUUUGCCAUGCAGCCACCUGGCUGAUCAAUGGUGUUCGUGAUGGACAUGGAAGAUUCUGGAGAUUCUAUGCCAAUAAAUCAGCUGUGAUUCAUCCAGAACUGCCAGUAGUAACACGAUGCCACAGCUAUGAGAUUAAUUACAAAUUCAUCUAUGAGUGUGUUCUGUGCAAAGCUACGUAGUUUCAGUUCCAGUUCAGAGGUCAGGACAGGCAGAAGUGUCUUCUGAGGACCACUGUUGGUGAUGGAGGCCUUUGAGAAUCAGUAAGAGCUCAGAAUACAUGCCUCAGCUUUGAAGGACAUGGCAGGGAAAGGUUACGCUCCAUGUGGCUGCUUUCACUUUUCAAACAUUGCUCAAGUGAUGUAAAUUUGGACUCAUUUUCUACUGUAGUUAAUAUUGAGUGAACUUGUGAAAGUUUUUGACCACAUAUCUGACUUCAUGGUCAACGCUGAUCCUAUUAUAGGCUUUUGGAAGGGGGUGGUAUUUCCAGUCUUAGCUUAGUACGACAUCAGGAGUAAUACUUGUGGGCCUACACUGACAGAGCACUAACUGGAUCUGACACAUCCCUGUAGAAUGGUUAAGCAAAGUACUAUCGUGUGUUGCAGAAAUAAGGCAUUCCAAGUUCUUUUGAAAUCUAUCAAUGCUUUACAAAGUAGUAUCUUUGAAUGUGCCAUGACAACAAUCUACGUUUGAUCUAAGGAAAAACAGUCCACAAGGGGAUGCUAGACUUGGCAUGGUGCACUGAAUUACUUUUUAUACGCUCAUUUUUGUAAAGAUACUGAGGGCCAUCUGAUACUGAAAGAAGUCAGUAGUAACUGGAAUUCAAAAGCAGAACACGUCCCCAUAAGAACUGGGCACAAAAUGUGUGACAGUAAUUAGAUAUUAGAACAGAGUAUCAGAGGAAGCUCUCUGGGUUCUGUAUCUUGAUGACUCUGUAUUAAGACUAAACAAUUUGACUAAUCUUGUAUCUUUGUUAUGGUAGUGCUAAGUAAAAUGUAGAUACCAACAAUAUAAUGAUUUCUAUGGUUUAAAACGUUACAAAAGCUAUAGUCAGUUUUCUAGUCAUUCGGUUUUUUUGUUUUUUUUAACCUCAUGGACUCUUUCAAGUUGUGUAUAUAUUAAAGGAAGAACAGAUGUCUGCAGCCACACAGAUGUGAGUAGCACUGUGAUGUGAAGAACUGAAGCUAGGACACAGAUAUACUGAUUGCAGCAUUGGUUAUCAGGCCAAGUCUUCCUUACUGCAUUUGUGAAAUGAGAACUAUGUAUGUUGCUGAGAUCAAGCAGAAGGAGUAGUUGCUAUAGUUAUUUCACAGGUUUCUUACCUUUCAAGGGUGUGGAAGGUGUACUCUUUUCUGGAAGAUCAUAGCUGACCACAGACUUCUGUAUGUAAUGACCUCAGUCUCAGUGGGAGAGCAUGAAGUUGUGUGAAUUCAGUUCUGCACAGCCCAGGGAAGUGGCUGACAGUGGUGUGGCGCUUUUUUUUUUUUUAAUUUUUAAAAAAGCUAUUAUAUUCCACCACCCCCCCUCCCCAUUUUAGGAGCUAAACACAUGCUUAGAAAGCAUGCAUGGGAUUUUCUUUCUCAGGAUCAUAUGUGCUACUUCCAGAAGCACUGGAAGGAAACAGUAUUUCACAUAUUAAACACUUCAGGAAGAUUCUUACAUAUGACUAUGCAAUGCGUCAGUUGCUUAGAUGCAACAGAGCAUUGAGAAGACUUGAAUGGUGAUGGCUUUGAGGAGAAAUUCUAAGGGAUAGUUGAUACAUAAGUUGUGGAGGUGUUUUGAAAUGUUGUAGCACUUCGUACUACUAGGCUGAGAGUAAAAGAGAUGGUAAAGAACCAAGCUGAAAAUGCAGUGGAAAAAGUUCUAGGGUAGAGAGAAAUGUGUAAUACAGAUUUUAUUGUUCCACUGUGUGAAGUAUGUAGUCUGGUUCCUGUUCUAAAAUGCUAGCUUAGAAAUCUGACCUAAGUAGCUUGGCAGAAGAGAAAGGCGCCCUUUCCCACAAGUACUGUCUACUACAAGUUUGAAACCAAAGUACUUAUUUUUCCAUUUCAGGAUUGGACGUCAUUCCAAGUCUCUGGACACGGAGUGCUUUGUGUGUGCCUUCUGUGGGGGGCAGCUGGUCCUGAGUCAGUCCACUUC